AUGUCUCGGACAAAACCCAUUGUGAUUGGACUCUAUGGCGUCCCUGGAGCUGGAAAAUCGACCCUGCUGCGGAAUCUGAAGAGCAAGCUGGUCGAUACACAGUUCUCCUUCUUUGACGGAUCCGCCGUGAUCGCCUCACUUGUCCCUGGAGGCCUCGAUAACUUUCAGCGCGCCACUGAAGAGGAAAAGACACGAUGGCGCCAGGUUGCUAUCGAGGCAAUCGGAAAGGAAAGUGCCGAAAGUGGGCGGACUGCCAUUGUCGCCGGCCACUUUAUGUUCUGGCCCGAAGGGGACGGGAUCGGGCACACAGUGCACACGCAGAGCGACUUGGACACGUACACACACAUCAUCUACCUCAACACCCUUCCGGAGACGGUGGCAAGAUGGCGCGAGCUGGACGACUCACGGGCACGGGAGCCCGCCUCCGUUCAGCACCUGCACACUUGGCAGGAGGCUGAAAAGAUGGAGCUGCGCCGUCUCUGUCGCAACCACGGAAUCCUGUUUACGUCGGUGGCCUACCCAACUGAGGACAUUGAUGCGGUUGCGGCGAUGAUGUUAGACUUCCGCCAGCACACCGAAGAGCACAACCUUGCCUGCGCCAAAGACCGCCUUGACAGUCUCCUUGAUGCUCAUCAACAGCAGCACGCCGAGCUGCAGACGGCACUGGUCCUGGAUGCCGACAAGACUUUGGCGCCCGAUGACACAGGGCUCCUGUUCUGGGAAGCCAUCGCCGAAUCUACUUCUCGCCUGGCUUUCUCGACCGCAGAUGCUGGCUCUUUGAGUGCUUUGUUCGGCAGUCCGCUUGGAUACACCUACACGGCCUUUCGCCAGGCAAUGCUUCUUUACGAAGAGCAUACUUCCCGAGACGAGUUCAACGCUAUUUGCGAGACUAUCGCAUCGUCUGUGACGCUGCACCCGGAAAUGCUGUCCCUCCUGAAGCAUGCAGCGAAGCAUCGUCAUAUUGUGGCAGUGGUGGUGACAUGUGGAUUGCGCCUCGUUUGGGAAAUGGUGUUGGCCAAGGUGGGACUGUCCGAGGCCGUUCAGGUGGUCGGCGGCGGCCGCAUUCCGGAUGGCUUUGUCAUGACGGCCGAGGUUAAAGGAGCGUUGGUUGCCCGGAUGCGUGACGUCCAUGGACUGUAUACCUGGGCUGUUGGAGACAGCCCGCUGGAUCUUCCGAUGAUGCAUGAAGCCCACCAGGCUCUUGUUGUGGUGGGAGACGAGUGUUCACGGAGUAGAUCAAUGGAUGAGCGCCUGCAGAACGCUAUCGACGAGCGUGGUCUCCGAGCUUCCCAGGUGCUGUUGCCGCGCGAUGCACCACCGCGGUUGGACACAACCAGGCUUCCGCAGGUGCGACUCACAGAUGGGGAGCUCCUCGAAGCGCUGGUUCGCCACCGUGGCGCCAAGGACCGCAUCCGUCACGCCACAGACCAGAAGGCGACGAAGCUUCUUAUGACACCGACUCGAGACGUGAGAGUGUCUGGUCCCGGUCUGCGGAGGGUCCAUAGGCGGGUCGGAUGGUACCUGGCAACAUCGUUUCUAGCCGAUCUCGUUGGCUUAGAACAGUACGAUAUUCCGCACGUGCAAGGCCACGGUACGGAGGGGCAUCGCGUCCGGCACGAGAAUAAGACGACCAUAGUCGCGUUGAUGCGUGGCGGGGAGCCCAUGGCCGAGGGAGUGAAUGACGCGUUGCCCUGCGCCAUGUUUGUUCACGCGAAGCAGCCGGACGAGCUGAGACCUCAGCACAUCAAGGGGCAGCGAACAGUCGUGCUGGUGGACUCGGUGGUGAAUAGCGGGAAGUCGAUAGUGGAAUUCGUGCAGCGGAUCCGCAGCCUCGACGCGACCAUCGCCAUUGUGGCGAUUGCUGGCGUCGUCCAGUCACAGUCGAUCGCGCCUGAGGGGCUACUGGGCCGAAUCCUCGAGACGGACAGGGCCCUGAGCAUGGUUGCAUUGCGCCUUUCGGAGAAUCGGUUCCAGGGCCGAGGAGGCACUGAUACUGGCAAUCGGUUAUUCAACACGACUCAUCUCGAUUAGUGAGGCUGUGAUUGGCAUAGCGAAAGAGAUGACUAGGGUCUGGCGGGGGUCGGUGGCAUCUCUUAGUUUGGAUAGUAGUGCCGGGUGCCGCACUCGCCUGUUGACCUGGGUGUUCGUUUGUUAGGGGGGACGCCCAGGUGGCGAGAUUGGG
This is a messenger RNA of Chaetomium fimeti, 2182 nucleotides long. RefSeq names its product uracil phosphoribosyltransferase-domain-containing protein. NCBI's taxonomy places the organism in Eukaryota, Fungi, Ascomycota, Sordariomycetes, Sordariales, Chaetomiaceae. The coding region runs from base 1 to 2031 and encodes 676 amino acids. The record is from RefSeq and is a predicted model, not a curated record. The transcript has a single exon. Gene Ontology annotation, cellular component: cytoplasm. Gene Ontology annotation, molecular function: magnesium ion binding; L-phosphoserine phosphatase activity. Gene Ontology annotation, biological process: L-serine biosynthetic process; dephosphorylation.